UGCCAUACGCGUACGUACGUACGUACACUGCCGCCAGGGUAGCGAUUUGAUUUUCACUUCACUCGACACUCUUCACCGGCCUGAAUUUUCAGUCAUGCUGUGAUAUAUUUCGUGGAACUUUUCCGGAAUAUUACGAAGUACUUUAUUUUAGAUACCUUGAUGUGGUGCCAUACACGGAUCGAAUAAAUCCAACAAUGGGGACGUUUCUAUUCCAGUGUUUACUGGUUGUAUGUGUGCUAUGGAGUUGUGAAGCCCUGGUAUUCACAAUCCAGCCAAUGAGUAUGACGAUACCGGAAGGAACCAGUAUCAUCUUAUCCUGCGAAGUAGACCAGGCUGAGAAUGUGGUCUUCUCCUGGACCCUCAACAAUGUCCCUGUCGAGGAUUCAUCAAGGAUCUUCAUGGAUACCAGUAACAGUCUCAAGAUUGGCGAUGUAUCGAGGGAGGAUGCGGGGCAGUACAGAUGUGUGGUGGAACCAAGCUCAACUGCUGAAGCCCCAAUGUCUAGUGAUCCAGCCAACGUCAAUGUCACAUGGAUCUCAGAAGAGUUACGUGUGCAGCUGAACAGACCCAAUCUACCGGAGGAUGUAGAAGAAGGGGGUAAGGUUACCCUCAUCUGUAGGGCUAGCGGUAACCCCGUACCGAUGGUCACCUGGUAUCAUGACCAAACACCAGUCGUCGCUGGUUCCAACGUUGAUAUCAGCGGUACUAGGCUGAAGAUCAAGAGCGCCACACCCCUGGAUAGUGGUAUCUAUUCCUGCAUGGCGACCAAUGUAGCAGGCUCCAUGCCCAGCACAGAAAAUGUCCAGUUUAACAUUGUUGAUUCCAAUACUCCGGUCGUUGAAGUAGCACCUACCGAUGCCAUACGUGUUCUAGGAGAUUCCAUCAUGUUCCAUUGCCAGUUCAGUGGAGACCCUACACCACCGGUAGAAUGGUAUACUACUAGCAAGGCUGGUGGAGAAAUCCCUCCACAACUCAUGAAUGACACUGAAACUGGGACGUACAUCAUAGGUAAUGGUAGUUUGAGUCUGGCCAAUCUAACGGCCGGUGAUGAGGGCGAGUUCCAGUGUGUAUGUGACAGCCCUCAUGGACGACCGUUUGCCAGCGCCAGGCUGACCAUAGCAACCGUGAACCCUCUACCUGAGUUUGAAGCCCAGUUGAUUCCAGAAGGCGACACAAAGACCAUAAACUGCUCCUAUCCAGCAGGCGACGUGGGAGGCAUUCCUACACCCUCUAUACAUUGGCUGAAACCUAGUUUACGUGAGGUACCUUUAGAUGGGACUAAGACUAAGAGGGUUCGUGUGGAAGAGCAAAAGAAUCUUCUCGUCUUUGAUCCUAUCAAGAAAUCUGAUGAAGGCAACUAUACAUGUGUGUCUAGUAACAUGGCUGGUGAAACAACCCAGAUACUCAAAGUAGUGGUUGCUACUGCACCCAAGAUUACAACCAGACCUGUAGAUGUUCACAUCAGAGAGAGAGAAGAAGCAACACUACGAUGCAAUGCUACCGGUACUCCUACACCAACAAUCAGCUGGACAUUUGGCACCAGAGAUAUCACAAAUAAACAAGGUAUAGAGGUGUCAGCUGAUGGAUCGCUGGUAAUCAACAGUGCAAUGACUCGACAUAAUGGUACCUAUACAUGUACAGCUAGAACCAUAGCAGGCAUCAAAACUGCAUCGGCUAACAUCUUUGUCAAAGCUAUCCUGAAGUUCAAUCCACGUCCUAUUGCUGUGACGUCUUUAGACCGUGGGGAGAUGAAUCGUCUAGUGUGCCACGCCACAGCCAGCAUCCAACCAUUCAUUGCAUGGCACAAGCAGGGUAUAAUAGGAACAUGGCCAGAUCAUAUCUCAGAACCUAACUCAGGAGUCCUGCAAUUCAACCCUGCUGAAGCAAGCGAUGCUGGAACGUACAUCUGCAUUGCAUCCACGGGACUGGAGAGGAUUAAUACCACCGUCAGAAUCGAUGUAGUCGUGAAACCCAAGUUUGUGAUCAUACCCAACAACACCAUAGGAUUUGAGGGUUAUUCUCUCAAGAUUGACUGCACAGCGCACGGAGAUCCAGUGCCAACGAUCACAUGGAUUAGUAAACCAAUCAUGAAUUACCCUGAGCAUUUCACUCAUCUACCCAAUGGUACCCUCAUCAUCCAAGAGGUUCAUGCUAAUGAUGCUGGCAGAUAUCAGUGCAUCGCUGGCAGUGAUGCAGGGCUUAAUACCACAGAGAUAACACUCACUGUGCAGAAGGGUACUCCUCCUGACCAAGUGCCUGUACCAGCUCAGGUCAUGACCCGAACCAUCGCCAUCGCUGUAGGGUGUGCCGCAGCCUACAUCUUCCUGGUCGUAGGUCUCAUGCUAUGGUGCCGUCAGAGACGUCGACGAUACAGACGCAAGAUGAAGAACAUGGAGAAGCCCAACGGAAUGGUGGCAGGAGGAGCAAACAAUCGGAUGCUGAAUGAUUAUCACGAGGGAGAGAAUGGCAAGGUUGCUGACGGGGAGAUAGCGUUGAAUCCGACACCUAAUAAGAACCACCAGAGAGGGAGCUAUGACAAGCUGCAGUUCCCAAAACAUGAUAUGCAGACCAUCACUACUAUUGGUCAUGGAGCAUAUGGUGAGGUCACCCUAUCGCGGGCAGCAGGCAUUAAAGAUGGUGAGGAGGCUACCACAGUGAUGGUCAAAGCUCUGGAGACCAAAGAGGAGUCGUUACAGCUAGACUUCAGACGAGAGAUCGAGAUGUUAGGCAAGCUCAAUCAUGAGAACAUCGUCAAGCUCCUGGGUGUGUGUAGGGAUACUGAACCACAACUCAUGAUCACUGAGUAUUUAGAUUGGGGUGAUCUGAAGCAGUUCUUGCAGGCAACCCGUGGUGAGAACGGCACCAAGAACGUCCCACCUCCUCUCACCCUGAGUCAGAAGAUAGACAUAGUCAACCAAGUAGCUCUAGGCAUGGAGACCUUGUCAGCUAAUCGGUUCAUCCACGGUGACCUGGCUGCUCGUAACUGUCUUCUAUCACCUUCUAUGGAGGUGAAGAUCUGUACCAUGUCUGUAAGUCAAGAUCUCUACCGCCCAGAGUACCAUGAGUAUCACCAGAAGCUCAUCCCGGUUCGCUGGAUGCCGGCUGAAGCCAUCUUUGAGGAUGAGCUCUCAGCCAAGAGUGAUGUUUGGGCUUACGGGAUCUUUGUGUGGGAGGUAUUCAGCCAGGGCACGUUGCCCUAUACACAGCUAGAUAAUGAUGCGGUGAUGCGAGCCAUGAUAGAUGGUGAGUUGAUGCUGGAGACACCACCUGAUACACCGGAGGAGAUUGAGCUGAUGAUGCAUCGAUGCUGGGCUGAUAGUCCUAAGGAUCGUCAUACCUUCUCUGAGAUCACUCACCAUCUUGGACGUAUCUCAACUGACAGCCGUGUAUAGGUACCUACCUACCUACCUGCAGUACGAGUCACAGUUAUGCAAUAUCUCGGUGACGUCAAGGCUCUCUGAAGACAAGAAGAGCAUUGGAUCUGCAUGCACAUCUACUCCGACAGUUGGAGAAACUUGAGAAUGUUCAAUGUGCUGGCAUCUCAACAGUCAUGCAGAAUGCAGAUUAGGGCUUGGUAGUGAGAAACCAAGUCUGUAGACUUCUAAAAAGCUAAUAACUUUCUUUGCUUGAUAGAGCAAAAGAAGAAAAAAGUUUUGAGAGGACUGCAAACCAAAUUAUUGGACUAGAAAUAAUAAUGUAUGCAAAAAUGUAAAUGAAUUGUCUAUGUUUGCAAUCCAUCCUCCUUUACAAACAUCGUAUGAUAAUAUGAGAAAAUAAGGAAUGAUAUGAAGAUGAAAGUUUGUGAUGUUUUAACUUGUAUUUAUUGUGUUAAUGUAUCGUAAAAUUUGUCCAGUAUUUUGUACCGAAUUAUGGAACUAAGAGCAACUCCAAGUUUUAAUUAUUAUCCCUUUCAAAUUUUAAUGUAGACAUAGAAAUGGGACUUCUGUAUUUAGAUUUCAUCUAUAUAUGUCAAAUGGGCAGCACUGUACAUGUGAAACUUGAAUGGAUGGGCAAUCCCCAAAGGGCAGAAUAGAUAAGUCUGGUUAUAAUGUGGUAUAGCAUAUGUAGAAUUGAUAGAGAUAAUACUUACAACCUGAUGUAUACAAGAGCAAUUAGUGUUAUAGUCUCUAUCUCUCUAUCCAAUAAAUGUUUCAUUCAAAUGAGUAGGGUUUUUAGGGAGAGGGAAUUACAAGACAAUUUAAUAGAAAUGCUCAAAGUUUGAUUCUGUGAAUGGAAAAUACUAUAUCAUCAUAAAGUCUCUUCUUAUAAGUGUGUAAAUUGCAAUCUAGAGUAAAGAAGAAAACUUGAUGACACAAAGUAGAUCGAGUGAUGCCUCAUUUAGUAUUCAGUAUUAGAUAUACCUGUAGAUGUGUGACUUUUAAUGAAUAUGCAACAGCUCAUUGCACUGCAGGAGCUAGGACAGGCUAAAAGAUAGUCAAAGCACAAAAUAUGAAAGAAUAUCUGUAAAUAGUUGCACCUGUUUGCCAGUAGUAUAGACAAAUUACCUUGUAGGAAUAUAUGUAUCUUUUUCAUGAUCUUGUUUCUUAUGACAUGUUUCAUUGCACUCAAAUUACUAUUAAUGGAAAAGAAUUAAGUUGAUAUAAACAAUUGAUAGUCGAUGCUUCCAUGAUGUUUUUCAGAGAGUUUUUUAUCCACAUAUAUAGAUAAGUUCCUCCUGGGAAAAAAUCUGAUUGCAUGUACAUGAUUUAAAGUGACAUUGGAAAUAAAAUGUAUUUUAGUCAUUGUUGAGUUGGAUCCAGAUAGUUUGUAAGACAGAAAUGUCAGUAAUGUGAAAGGUUGUGAAUCCUAAUUAGAGUUUCAUCUUAUCAUCUGUACUGUCUAUUUCAAGUUAGCUUUCAGAAUGUCCAACCAGACCAAAUACACUUGGACCAGACUUGAUUUAGUAGUUGUUAUAGGAAUAUGAAAAAUCACUCCCUGUCUGCAUAAUUUUUCUUCACAUAAGAAAUUAGUCAUCGGUGUUUGAUUAAACAAGUGAAAUGUAUCUCUAGUUAUCCCCUCAGGCUCCUCAAGAUAAAAAUGAAGUAGUUGUACUCCUCUCGCUAUGCUGCAAUACAUGGGCCAAAUAUGUUUACACCAUAACAGUGUUUCUGUGGUGAAAUGAGAUAGGUGCUAAUGGAACAAAUUAAAAACCAAGAUGUGGAUUGUUUUAUUCUUUGACGUAUCUGUAAUUGCCCAUUGACUGUUAUAAUCUAUCAGAACCAAAUAAUUAUUUGAAAUGUUCUCUUCUUCCUUCCAUUCUUCUUGAUAACAAUUAUGUAAUUUUUUUUUUUAAUCCAUUACUAUGCCUGUACUUAUACUUCAUGAUUAUUAUUGCUAUUUUCCCCACCUCUUUUCCAAGUGAAAUAAUUUCAAUGUAAGAUUUUUUAUACCAAAUGAAAGAAGCAGUACUUCAAUUUUAUCUUGAUAAGUUCUUAUAAUCCCUUAUCUUGUUAACUGUAGUACUAUUAAUGAAAUUUGAUUGAAAUCCAGUACUUUGUGUUUAUCUGAUUUUAAAUGGGUUUAUCAAAAUGUAACAAUUUGGAAUGAAGUAAAAAGUAAUCUUCUCCCAAAACAUUUCUCAUAUUUGUAACUUGAAACAUAUAAGUUGGAGAAUGUAUACUGGUUGAGUUAUAUUAAUGUAUAGUUGGCAAUGCUGUAGAGGGACCAAACAUGUUCAAAACAUUCAGCAAACUUUAAGAAGCAGGAAUAUUAACCUCAUAAUGAGUGCUUUUGAGGACACAGUUUUUCAUGAGUCAUUGACAUACAGUCAUA
This is a messenger RNA of Strongylocentrotus purpuratus (purple sea urchin), 5772 nucleotides long. RefSeq names its product inactive tyrosine-protein kinase 7. The coding region runs from base 195 to 3392 and encodes 1065 amino acids. NCBI's taxonomy places the organism in Eukaryota, Metazoa, Echinodermata, Echinoidea, Camarodonta, Strongylocentrotidae. The transcript is spliced from 13 exons. Gene Ontology annotation, molecular function: ATP binding; protein kinase activity; cell-cell adhesion mediator activity. The record is from RefSeq and is a predicted model, not a curated record. Gene Ontology annotation, biological process: dendrite self-avoidance; axon guidance; homophilic cell-cell adhesion. Gene Ontology annotation, cellular component: axon; plasma membrane.